Alternaria ethzedia is the source of this 3663-nucleotide messenger RNA. RefSeq lists its product as uncharacterized. The coding region runs from base 1 to 3663 and encodes 1220 amino acids. The transcript is spliced from 4 exons. The record is from RefSeq and is a predicted model, not a curated record. NCBI's taxonomy places the organism in Eukaryota, Fungi, Ascomycota, Dothideomycetes, Pleosporales, Pleosporaceae. Gene Ontology annotation, molecular function: ATP-dependent chromatin remodeler activity; ATP binding.
AUGGCGAGAGGCGGCUCCUCCUCUUCUAAGAAGCGACAGCGUAAGCGCAGGCCAUACGAGGACAAGAGCAAGGUCAUCGCCUCUUUCGGUUGCUUUGACACGGAGGCAGCAUUCGAGGAAUGGCGGCAAUCAUCGUUUGUUAAGCCGUAUUGGGAUAUCUUUGUCAGCAAGUUUCUCAACACCGACCUCUUCAGGCCUGGAAAGAAAGUCGCCGACUUCGACAAUCUGUAUGCCUGGAUCAGAGAAGGAGAGAAAAACGGUCGCAGGAGGUUUGACAAGGAGUCACGUUUCCCCGAGUACGAGGAUGAGAUUGAUUGGCAUGCCUGGCUGACACACUGGCUUGUUAAAGAAAACAAGGUCGAUCGUGAAGGGUGUUUCUACGGCUCGCGCUUGGAGAACAAGACGUUGACCCAAACAGCAUACCAUUAUGUUUUGUUUGCGAAGCGAGAGCGCGCCAGAGGAUCCAAGACCACCACUAAAUCGCAGAAGAAGAAGUCAAAGACAAGCGCCGCACGAUCCGCCAAACCUCAAUCAGAUCAGUCCGACGCUGAGUCCGACGCUGAGCCCGACGCUGAGCCCGACGCUGAGCAGCCUGAUCCACAGCUUGGUAUGGCUGUCGUUAAGUGGACCAAAGGUCAGCCUUCCGAUCUGCCAUCCAACGCCGCCACCACCACAACUGUCGUUGAGUCAUUCUGUGGCUACAGCUUGGACGGCUUCUGGCAAGAGAUAAACCGACGUUUCGAUCUAAGUACCCACAAGCAGCGGCGCAAGGCUCUUGUAGCCACGAAAGGAAUGUCUUUCGAGGAUGCGCAAAACCAUGCAGCGCAGGACGAUGUGGUGGUGAGGUUCUCGCUAGAAACCGAGGACAUCGUCCUCAAAGAAGAGCACGAAGAAGUUGGGCCGCAGGAGGUGCCCGCCCCCGAAGGUGUACCCGAAGCCCCAACAGCCGAAAACCGACAAGAACUGUACACCAUUAUGGUAGAGGAAGCUGUAAGCCUUGAGGCUACAGAAAUAGACCUCAAGUGCCGCCUUUGGAGAUACAAUCUGUCGCUUGUGGAGAGCAAAGAGCAACAUAGCGUCGACCUGCACAACAUGGUCCUCAUUCUUGGAGGCAACGAGGUCCAGGAAGCUGAAGCAUCAGAGGCCGUACAGGCACUUCAGUACUCUCACGACAUGAUAGAAUCGAUCAAUGGGACCACACUCAGCACUCUCAAUCAAGAGCUGAAUGAAGGGAACGACAACACAGAAAUCGGAGGUCCACCUCUGACGAAGCUGAGGACCAUUACUGCCGAGGAAAUUCAAGCCUACCGAGAACAGACGAAGUGGACAGACAACCCAGCGUAUCAACGGCAGAAUCACGAGGAAGCCUGCGACAGGCUGGGUAUCCCAAACCCUGAGAAGCCAAGAAUGGAAGGUUUCAUGAAGCACAUUUUCCUAGAUGCUCACCAACCCACCGGCAUCAACGCUAUGGUCGACUUCGAAGAAGGCUGUGUAAAUGGAGGUCUAUGCGCAGAAGAUUGCGGCCUUGGAAAGACCCUCGAAACACUCGGGCUCUUACUAUUCCGCUCGAACGAACGCCGGAAGAAGCUUGCAGAUGGCGAGGAGGUACCCGAAGCGCGCCCAACGCUAAUCAUUAUGCCGCAAAACCUGAUUGCCCAGUGGCUCGAGGAAAUCUGCAAGUUCACAGAGCGCUUCAGAAUCCUUGUGUACUACGGCCCUUCCAAGAAGUCGGCGAACCCCAACGUCUACUACCUCAAAGGUAAAGGCAAGGCCGCCAGGCUCACCCGUAGCCACGACAUUUUCAACGGUGAGGAGUGCAAUGCGGAUACCAUCAUCCUGACCAGCUACUCUACCUGGGCUGUUCGCCACGGCCCAAAGGUACAAUGGAACUGGCUGGUUGACAAGCGCGCGAAAGAGCGAAGGAUCAGCAAGAAAGAGGCCGCUGCAGAACUGACGUCGGAAGGCGUUUCCUACAAGAGCAUUGAUGUCAAUUGCCCCCAUCAGAUGUAUGGUAUGAUCCACAGGAUUAUACUCGACGAGGGUCACCAAAUUCGCCUUCAAUCGGACGAGAUUGGAUGGGCUAUCAACCAUCUUGGCGCCACGUAUAGACACAUACUAACAGGUACCCCUACGUUCAACGGUCUAAAAGAGUAUUGUGGGUUGAUGGAGUUCCUCCAGAACCCAGCUCUACAAGACGAGAACUACCUCCGCUCCCUCGGCUUCGUCGAUGCUGACUUCGCCAAACCAGCCAGCCCAGUCUUCGCUAUGGGUGGCACUUGCCCGCUCGACUCAAUUCUAAUAAAGUUCAACCCCUACACUGUGGCGGAUGAUGAUCGGCGUGCCCCUCUCAAGUACUGUCAGGAGGCCAUGGUAAAGUACAUCUUCAACCCCAUAGUAUCGCCUACAAUGGCUGAGCAGGGAUCCAAGAUGUCACAAGUCCUAAGGAAGAUUAUGCUCCGCCGCACUCAUUCCUCCGAGAUCAACGGUGUACCCCUGCGAGCCGCUCUUCCCGCUGUGCAGCGUUUGGUGUACGACUGUGAGUUCAAUGCAGCCGAACGAGCAUUUUACGAUGCAGCGGUAGCGAAGACCUCAGAGACGCUCUUCGCAAAGACAGCUUCGAAGAAGAACGUGGAGUGGAACACCACGACUUACAGAAAGCUAUGCCUACUGAGCUCGUGGCUUGGGUUCAAAUACCUCCUUGACGACAGCUACAAAGCCGCAAAGUUGGCCGCUAAGCGCAAGAAAAAGAUGACGGCUCUCACCAUACUCAAAGAUAUGCGCUCAGGCCAAAAGCGCCUGCGUGUGCCCAUUGAUCAGCAAAUUCCGGUCGACAAGCACACACACAUCGAAGCAGACGUCCAGCAGAUUCUUCAUUGGCAUUGCCAGGGAGCGCCUAAACUGAGGAAGCUUUUGGGAAUCCUCGCCGAAAUUGUGGUGCUUAGGCAGGAAAAGGUCUUGAUUUGGGUGAGCAAUCCGGCUCAGGCCGAAUGGCUCCAACAGGUCCUACUGCUCCUUAAAUUCUCCGCGUUCCAACUCCGCACCGAUCUGAGUCAGACCGAGCAAGAUAAAAUCUUGAAUGACUUCAACAACGACCCUCACUUAGUAGCGGUACUCAUCUGCUCCUAUCUGGUGUCUUGCUCGGGUUUGAAUAUGCAGACAAUGUGCCGUACUACUAUCGAAUACGAACCCCCGCCGAACGAAUCAAUCAGGGCUCAGGAGGUUGGGCGUGUGAAGCGCCGGGGUCAACCUAGCCCAUGGAUUCGUCACAUAACUCUCUUGACGAAGGACACGUUCAACAGCAAGCAGGACUCAAGCAUGAUUCUGAAGAAUCUACCCAACCUGCUCACCCAGCUGGACCUUGAGGUUUGGGGUCCGAAAGAUCAAGGGGACGAGGAUGACGAGGCAGGUAGCCACGUCUUAGGCGACUUCGUCCUGUACAACGACGAGCUCCUACCAGCAGACGACAAGGCCGUAGAGGGCAAGAACCUCAAAGUCUUAGGCCCUGACGACCUACUCUACCACAUCUCGAUGCUCGUUACGGGACGCAAGCCAGUGGGUAGCGUUGUCGAGCUGCGCAAGGAAGCACACAAAGAAGGCGGGGCUGCAGGCAAGGCUGGAGGUGGUGAAGUUGAGGAUGUUGACGUAGAUCCGCUGUGGAUCUAG